Messenger RNA from Microcebus murinus (gray mouse lemur), 2052 nucleotides. Its product is annotated as olfactomedin-4. NCBI's taxonomy places the organism in Eukaryota, Metazoa, Chordata, Mammalia, Primates, Cheirogaleidae. Gene Ontology annotation, biological process: signal transduction. The record is from RefSeq and is a predicted model, not a curated record.
GCUGAGACCGUUCACUCCAGUAGAGAUAAAAGCCCAGGGGAACCCCUGGGACUUACUCCACUCCUGCAGCUGAUGCAAGAUGCAGCCCAUCCCAGCUCUUCUGACCACUCUACUGCUGCUGCCCAUGGUGCUUUCAGGACAGCCUCAGAGCCUUGAGGAAAAGCCAGCUUCCAGCCAUGUGAAUUGCAGCCGGAUCCAGCCAGUGCAGGAGGUCAUUGAAGAUGAAGACAAUGAUGCCCUGGAAAUGAGCUACAAGAUGGUGUCCAGAUAUCCUAGUGCCCUCUCUUCUCCCUAUGAGACCUCAGCAUUCGAUCUGCUGCUCCAGGAGCUGGAGGGAGCUUGGAAGUUGGCGGCCCAGCUUAAGACCAAGGUGACUAAUGCCAGUCUCAUGCUCAAGCUCCUGGCUGACUCUGACCAGCGCAGCAUCAAUGCUCUCCGCCAGGAGAUGGAUGUCCUCAAAGACCGACUGAGCAAGUAUGAGAGGGACAGGGAGCCAGAAUGGGCCUCCAGACAUCCUGGUCCGCCCCUGCCCCCUGGUUCUUGUGAUCAUGGAGGCCUCCAGAAAGUCAGCAGACCCUUUGUGGUGAAGCUCAAUUGGAGAGGCCUCUCAUACAAGGCAGGUGCCUGGGGCCGAGACUCAGCACCUAAUGCAGACUCUUCCCUUUAUUGGGUGGCCCCUCUGACUGCAGAUACCAGGUACUUUGACUACUACCGGCUGUACAAGUCCUAUAAUGACCUCAUGCUGCUGAAGAACUAUCAGGAGAGGAUGAUGGGCUAUGGCGAUGGCAGUGGCAAUACCGUGUAUGAGAAUUUUAUGUACUUUAACUACUAUGGUACAAGUGACAUGGCCAAGAUCAACCUUUCCUCCAACACCCUAGUGCUGCGGCGCACACUGCCUGGUGCCACCAAUACUAAUCGCUUUUCCUAUGCUGGUGUGCCCUGGAAGGACUUAGAUUUUGCUGGUGAUGAGAAGGGGCUGUGGGUGCUCUAUGCCACCGAGGAGAGCAAUGGUAACCUUGUUGUGAGUCGUCUCAACACUAGCACCCUAGAAGUAGAGCAAACCUGGCACACCAGCCAGUACAAGCCAGCCCUGUCAGGGGCCUUCAUGGCCUGUGGGGUGCUCUAUGCCUUACGCUCACUGAGCACUCACCAAGAGGAGAUCUUCUACGCUUUUGAUACCAACACUGGGCAGGGGCAUUUCCUCAGCAUCUUGCUGGACAAGAUGCUGGAAACACUGCAUGGCAUCAAUUACUGCCCCUCGGACCAUAAGCUGUAUGUCUACAAUGACGGGUUCCUCCUGAAUUAUGAUCUCACCUUCCUGACAUCGCAAAGCAGGCUACCAAGACCACCAGCCACAAGGCCACCUAGGGCUCGUGCUCUACCAAAACCUGUCAAACACAAAUAGCUCUCCAGGCUCCGAGCCCCCAAGGCUGGGCAGGACAUUGGUGGAAGUGUGUCUUCUUCCUCUUCUCCAGGAGGAUCACUUCUCAAAAUGACCAUUGUCCCUAAUGAUUGGGAGACAUUGAUUAUAUCUAGUUAGUUCUUUAUGUAAUUAAUAUCUCAAUCAGCACAUUAAAGAUUUCUUUAAUAAUGGUCUAGGGAGAUUUGAUUGGGAAAAAAUGAACAAAUUAUUAGCUAGGAAAAUGGUAUCCCCUCUUUCUGAUGUUUUGGCAUCUCAUAUUUCUUUCUGAAAACUAUGACUCUGGCACCUAAAAUUCCAGAAAUCUGUGACCUAGGAUGGUCAGUCUCAGGCUGACAACAUAUGAUUCCAGGCAGAAGAUACAGGGGAGCUGGUCAUUAGAGUGAAAUAUGGAGGUCCUUCUCUUAUCCCUAGCCUCCUUUGGGACCCUCAGGGCAGAGUCUUAGCUUGAUAAUCCAUUUUUCACUGUCCUGGACCAAUCUCACUUUAGAGUGCAGUUGAGAGAGGCGCUUAGGCUUGAGACCAGUCCUAAGAAAUUAGCAACUGGAAACUAAGCAUGAAGAAGAUCUGGCUUGGAUUGGGCUCAGGGUCCAGACAUUCUCAAUAAAUAAUAUUUGGUGUGAUAGCAGGAA